This is a messenger RNA of Rattus rattus (black rat), 2175 nucleotides long. RefSeq names its product zinc finger protein 709-like. The transcript is spliced from 2 exons. Lineage: Eukaryota; Metazoa; Chordata; Mammalia; Rodentia; Muridae. Bases 1 to 768 code for a protein of 255 amino acids. Gene Ontology annotation, biological process: regulation of transcription by RNA polymerase II. The record is from RefSeq and is a predicted model, not a curated record. Gene Ontology annotation, molecular function: DNA-binding transcription factor activity, RNA polymerase II-specific; RNA polymerase II cis-regulatory region sequence-specific DNA binding.
AUGGAUGCAAUCAGUGUGAUAAAGCCUUUGGUUAUCACAGCAGUCUUCACAUACAUGAAAGGAACUGGAGAGAAACCAAAUGGAUGCAAUCAGUGUGAACCUUACAAAUGUAAUCAGUGUGGUAAAUCCUUUGCGUGUCUCAGCAGUCUCCGAGUGCAUGAAAGAUCACAUACUAGAGAGAAGCCCUACAAAUGUAAUCAGUGUAGUAAAGACUUUGCGAGUCAGAGUCAUCUUAAAAGACAUGAAAGAACACACACUGGAGAGAAACCCUAUGAAUGUAAUCAAUGUGGUAAAGCCUUUUCAAUCCAGGAUACUCUCCGAGUGCAUGAAAGAACACAUACUGGAGAGAAACCCUUUGAAUGUAACCAGUGCGGUAAAACCUUUAAACUACACAGUCAACUUCGAAUACAUAAAAGAGUACACACUGGAGAGAAACCCCAUGAAUGUGAUCAGUGUGGUAAAACCUUCGCAUGUCCCAGUAGUUUCCAAAAACACAAAAGAAUACAUUCUGGAGAGAAACCCUAUGUAUGCAAUCAGUGUGAUAAAGCCUUUGCAUAUCACAGUAGUCUUCGAAUACAUGAAAGAACACAUACUGGAGAGAAACCCUUCAAAUGUAAUCAAUGUGGUAAAACCUUUUCACAGCCCAAUAGUCUUCAAUACAUAAAAGAACACAUACUGGAGAGAAACCCUAUGAAUGUAAUCAGUGUGGUAAGGCCUUUCCGUAUGACGGCAGUCUCCAGGUGCAUGAAAGAACCCAUACUGGCGUGAAGCCUUACGAAUGUAACCAGUGUGGCAAAGCCUUUGGCUACCACAGUCAUCUCCAAAGGCACGAAAGGACACACAGUGGAGAGAAACCUUAUUAACAUGAGCAAUGUGGGAAAGCCUUUGUAAGUCUCAGCAAACUUCAGAGGCAUAAAUGAAUUCAUCCUGGAGAGAAAUCUCAAGAAUGUAUUUAAUAUGGUGAAGGCGUUAAACGGUUUUAUAGUCUUCAUCAUCACAAAAGUAUACCAGAGAGAAAUUCUAUGAGUGUAGGCAAUGUGCUGAAGACUUUAUGUUAUGGAGCCCACUUAGAGAUCCAACACGACACAAAACCAGGGCUAGGGGUAUUCACUAUGUGGUUGAUCUGUGUCCACUGAUGCAGGCAGGAUGUCGGUUUUACAGUCUAAAGAUCAUAUCCAUUUUCUCUUUGUGGUUAACAACAGGUAUUGUGUUUUGGGGAAAAAAAGAUGAAUAACAGAAGUUGUCGUUUGGAACAGUCAAUAUGUUUUGUGGAAUAGGAAACGUGGUUAGGAACAAUCAUGUUUUGGGAAACAAAAGUGAAUUAUGGAAGCUUAUCAAUUAUUAGGGAGUCUCCAGCUCCCUUAUGUUCUGGGAACUUGAAUUUAGUUUCGCUCUAUGAUUAAAUGAAGUCUUAUAGCAAAAUGGCUGUACUUAGGACAGUUUCUUUUACUUGUUCAUGGUAUUUGCAUAUUACAGUCAUCUUCGAAUUCAUAAAAGUGAGUACCCCUAUAAAUGGAGUCAAUAUUAGGAGGCCUUUUCUCAGAACAGUUAUUUACAAAUAUCUAAAAGAACAUGUCCUGGCAAGAAACCCUACAAAUGCAAUCCAUGUGAUUAAGCCUUUUCAUAACACAGUUAUAUGCGACUCGGUAGAAGAACACCUGCCUGAGACGACACUAGGAGGUAAGCAAUGUGGUAAACCUGUGCGAGUAGCUGUGCUCAGGAGAAAAAGCCAUAGUGCAAAGAAACCUGUGAAUGCAGUCAUUGUGGUAAAGCUUUACGUGUCAUGAUCUCUUUAUGCAAUAUUAAAAGCCUUAGUGUGCAAUUAAUCUGUUAAAGGCUUUACACAUCACAGUAGUGUUUAGGGACCUGAAAGAAUUCAUACUAUAGGGGAUCUAUAAGGAUCCUAUAAGAACUGUAGCCAACAUACUUCAGUCGCACAAGAUUAUUCUGAAGAGAACAUCUGACCAGUGUAAACAAUCAAGCAUUAUGGUGUUCCUCUUGAUUUUAUUUGUACUUGUAAAUUCAUAUGUGCAGUUGUAUGAAUUUAAGUGAUAGCCCUUUUAGACUUCACAAUUCUCUUCAAUUACUCAUCCAGAUGUAAAAGUUUACGGGUGUGAACUACUGCCUUUUUUGUUGCUAUAAUAAAACAUCGUGCCUAGGGCAACUUAUAAAAGA